Molecule: messenger RNA, 1449 nt
Organism: Lycium barbarum (goji berry)
Lineage: Eukaryota; Viridiplantae; Streptophyta; Magnoliopsida; Solanales; Solanaceae
Exons: 2
Coding region: 1-1449 (482 amino acids)
Source: RefSeq, a predicted model, not a curated record
AUGCUGCACAAAAAUGACAUCAUGAUUUGUCCAAGUAUUCAAAAAGACGUUGUGAGUUCUUGUGCAAAAGAAACAGUGAAAGCAAUUGUUGAAGACUUAAAUGGGGAUUACUUUGGGAUAUUAGUUGAUGAGUCUAAGGAUGUCUCUCAUAAAGAACAAAUGGCUCUUAUUCUAUGGUACGUCAACAAAGAGGGUAAACUAAUGGAGCGAUUCCUUAGUGUUGUUCAUGUCAAAGAUACAUCUGCAAGAUCGUUGAAAGACGCGAUAUAUUCUUUACUUUUAGAACAUAAUUUGAGUUCAUCUCAAAUUCGGGGACAAGGUUAUGAUGGAGCUAGUAACAUGCAGGGAGAAAUCAAUGGUCUUAAAACUUUGAUUGUGAAAGACUCUCCUUCGGCAUAUUGCACACAUUGCUUUGCUAAUCAAUUGCAAUUGACUCUUGUAGCUGUUGCAAAGAAGCAUCAUGAGGUAGAUCAAUUUUUUGAUAUUCUUGCUAAUGUUUUGAAUGUUGUUGGAGGUUCUUUUAAGCGUAGGGAGAUGCUUAGAGACGAUCAAGCAAAAAAAUUAAAGGAACUACUAUUUAUCUCCCCAAUUAUUCAUGUACUUGGAGUUCUUGCUAAGGAGGGUUCAAAUUAUCAAGAGAGAUCACUAGCAAAAAGCUUAGUAGAUGACAUAAGAUCUUAUGAGUUUAUGUAUACAUUGCAUUUGAAGUUGAAAGUGUUGGCAAUUACACAUGAUUUGAAUAUGGCCUUGCAAAGAAAAGAUCAAGAUAUCGUAAGUGCGAUGAACCUUGUUGGUUUCACAAAGAGACAAUUGCAAUCUAUGAGAGAGUCUAAAUGGGAUUCUUUGGUAAAAGACGUCUCUUCAUUUUGUGUCAAGCAUGAUAUUGUGAUUCCCGAAAUGGAUAAAAAUUAUGCUCUUGGAAAAUCAAAGCGUAAGAGCUCAAGUGUUAAAUAUUCUCAUCAUUUGUGUGUAGAAGUUUUUAAUGCUGUUAUUGAUUUGCAACUUGCAGAGCUUAACAAUCGUUUUGAUGAAGUGAAUACCGAUCUACUUCUUGGUAUGGGUAGUUUGAGUCUGGAUAAUUAUUUUACAAAUUAUGAUAAAGAGAGGAUUAUGAAACUUGCUACACAUUAUCGGGAUGAGUUUAGUGUUUCCAUGCUUGAGGAUCUUAGUUUUGAGGUUGACAACUAUAUUGACUAUGUACGAGAAGUGAACAAUGAUUUCUCUAACUUGAAAAGACUUGGAGAUCUUUCAGAGACAUUGGUUAAAACAAAUUUGCAUAAGACUUGGAGACUUGUUUAUUUGCUUGUGAAGUUGAGCUUAAUAUUACCUGUCGCUACUGCAACGGUGGAAAGAGCUUUUUCUUCGAUGAAGUAUAUUAAAAAUGACUUGCGUAGCAGAAUUGAUGAUGAAUUUUUGAAUGAUUGCUUAGUUUUUUUAUAUAGAGAAUGA